AUGGAAGUCAAGCUGGGCGGCCUUGUCGGUUAUGCUAUCCGAUUCGAGGACUGCACGAGCAAGGAGACAUCCAUCAAGUACAUGACGGAUGGUGUGUUGUUGCGCGAGUCUCUCGUUGAAGCCGACCUCGACAAGUACUCCUGCAUCAUCAUGGAUGAAGCCCACGAGAGAGCAUUGAAUACCGAUGUUCUUAUGGGCCUGAUCAAGAAGGUGCUUGCUCGCAGGCGAGAUCUCAAGCUGAUUGUUACCUCUGCCACAAUGAAUGCUGACCGCUUCUCGCGCUUCUAUGGCGGUGCCCCCGAGUUUUUCAUCCCCGGACGUACAUUCCCAGUCGAUAUUCAAUACUCACGAAGCCCUUGUGAGGAUUACGUGGACAGCGCUGUGAGGCAGGUCCUCGCCAUUCACGUUUCUCAAGGUCCGGGAGAUAUUCUUGUAUUCAUGACUGGUCAGGAGGACAUUGAAUGCACUUGCGAGCUCAUCGACGAACGCCUAAAACAGCUAAACGAUCCGCCAAAGCUAUCUAUCCUUCCGAUUUACAGUCAAAUGCCUGCUGAUCUGCAAGCCAAAAUUUUCGAUCGCGCUGCUCCUGGUGUGCGCAAGGUCAUUGUUGCCACCAAUAUCGCCGAGACGUCUCUGACCGUUGACGGUAUUAUGUAUGUCGUUGACUCUGGGUUCAGUAAGCUCAAGGUUUACAACCCUCGUAUGGGUAUGGACACACUACAGAUUACUCCCAUCUCACAAGCAAACGCAUCUCAAAGAGCCGGUCGUGCCGGAAGAACAGGUCCAGGAAAAGCCUUCCAUCUGUACACCGAGCGUGCAUUCCGUGACGAGUUCUAUAUCCAAACCAUUCCUGAGAUUCAGCGUACCAAUCUUGCGAACACUGUUCUGCUUCUGAAAUCACUUGGGGUGAAGGAUCUAUUAGAUUUCGACUUCAUGGAUCCUCCUCCGCAAGAAACGAUUUCGACUUCCCUAUUCGACCUUUGGGCGCUAGGCGCUCUCGACAACUUGGGUGACCUUACAGAGCUCGGCCGUCAAAUGACUUCUUUCCCAAUGGACCCCUCAAUGGCCAAGCUUGUCAUAACAUCUUGCGACUACGGCUGUAGCGAAGAGAUCUUGACGAUUGUGUCUAUGCUCUCAGUACCCUCUGUCUUCUACCGACCGAAGGAGCGUAUGGAAGAGGCCGAUGCCGCUCGCGAAAAGUUCUUCGAUUCAUCAUCUGAUCACUUGACGCUGCUGAAUGUCUAUCAACAGUGGGCUGGUAAUGGGAGACGCGAUGGGUGGUGCGUGACACACUUCUUGCAUCCCAAGGCCUUGCGCAGGGCCGAGGAGAUUCGCAACCAGAUCCGCGAUAUCAUGGUCAGUAACAAGAUGCAACUAGUAAGCUGUGGCUACGAUAUGGAGAUUGUUCGUCUCUGUAUCUGCUCGGGCUACUACCAUCAAGCCGCUAAGCGGAAGGGCUUGGGCGAGUACCUCAACUUGCGCACUUCUGUGUCGAUGCAGCUACAUCCUACAUCUGCGCUAUACAACUCUGGCGACCCACCAGACUAUGUGGUUUACCACGAGCUUAUUCUGACUUCCAAGGAGUACAUGUCGUGUGUCACUGCUGUUGAUGCCACUUGGUUAGCUGACCUGGGAGCGGUCUUCUACUCGGUCAAGCAGAAGGGCUACAGCACCAAGCUUAAGCGUACCACCGAACAAGAGUUCAACAAGAAGGUUGAGAUCGAGCAGCAGAUGGCUAUAGACAGACAGAAGGCAGCGGCCAGGGCCAAGGAAGAGGAAGAGAAGAAGGUACGCAAACCUACUGUCAAAAGGUCAGCGCUGUUGGGGCGGUCAGAAAGCCCAUUGUACCUAAGCGUCGUGGGUUCUAGAGUUGUAGAUAGUCAACAAGAAGCAAGCAGCCUUCAAAAGGGAACCUGCAUCUAA
Molecule: messenger RNA, 1923 nt
Organism: Aureobasidium musti
Lineage: Eukaryota; Fungi; Ascomycota; Dothideomycetes; Dothideales; Saccotheciaceae
Source: the annotation of a GenBank genome assembly